AUAAUGCACUCAAGCGAUUGAGGGAGAGGAAGACAGGCAGAGCUGGACAACUUGACUAUUUUUAAACGAGACAGUAUCCCUCCGUGCUGUGCGCUUGUGUGGUUACAAACAGGAGCCUACUAACAUGGGAUUCUGAAUUGCCUGUCAACUAAAAAUCUAUUCGGAAAAUAAGGACAUUACCGAGGAUUAUUACAGCAAAUAACGGUUCAACUCAACUGCCUGGUUUGAUAUUUUAAUAUGCGUGCUACCAGUGGUAUAUUAUAGACUCAUUGUUUAACAUAUCGUGCUUUAAAAAAAUCGACUGGAUUUGGAACUGUAACAACAAGCACAUUUUUAUUCCCCUUUGUAAUUCGCAUACUGUUCACAGGAAAAACGUUUUGCGGAGUUUGACCAUAGGAGAUAACUUUAAUCAGUAUUAAAGUUAUCUCGCCAACUUGGAACUCACGGAUAUGCUACAAUGCUUUCAUCAGAUGUGACUGUGGGGAAAUUUACACGUUGGGCACCAGUUUUUUUCCUCCAAGUAAUUUUUCUCAUGGGAUGAAAUAUUUAACUUUUAUUUUCUGUUUUAAUACGUUAAGUAUUUCGUGAUACAUACACUUUCCUGAUAUCACCAUGGAUGUUUUUAAUUUGAGGAUUGCCAUUUUACUGUGGUGCCAACUUGUUAUUGUUGCAUCCAGCUUGGAGAUCGGAGCCUAUGAUCUAGAGAGAGGCAGACAUGCAAAAUGCGAACCCAUCACCAUCCCCAUGUGCCAGGGCAUUGGCUACAAUAUGACAAGAAUGCCCAACUUCAUGAAAUAUGCAAGCCAAGCAGAGGCCAGCAUCAAACUGAAUGAGUUUUCUCCUCUUGUGGAAUAUGGCUGUGACAUUCACCUGCGCUUUUUCCUCUGCUCCCUCUACGUCCCCAUGUGCACUGACAAAGUGUCCACCACCAUUCCUGCCUGCCGACCAAUGUGUGAGCAGGCCAGGCAAAAGUGCUCUCCCAUCAUGGAGAAGUUCAGCUUCGGCUGGCCUGACUCACUGGACUGCUCCAAGCUUCCCACUAAAAAUGACCCCAACUCCCUGUGCAUGGAGGCGCCUGAGAAUGACACAAAGCAGGAGACUAAGAAGGGGGAGGGCAUGCUCCCGGUGCCCCCCAGACCCAGGCAGCCCAGCUCAGGUACCAGCGGGCGCUCUGGCACCAGCCUGGGCUCCUGCGAGAACCCGGAGAAGUUCCAGUACGUGGAGAAGAGCCAGUCGUGCGCCCCACGCUGCUCUUCUGCAGUAGACGUGUUCUGGUCAAAGAAGGACAAGGACUUUGCCUUCAUCUGGAUGGCGGUGUGGUCCACACUCUGCUUUGUCUCCACCGCCUUCACCGUCCUCACCUUCUUGCUGGACCCGCAGCGCUUCCAGUACCCAGAGCGGCCCAUCAUCUUCCUCUCCAUGUGCUACAAUGUCUACUCGGUGGCCUUCGUCAUCCGCUCGGUGGCCGGGGCCGAGAACAUCGCCUGUGACCGGGAGAAUGGCGAGCUCUACAUCAUCCAGGAGGGGCUGGAGUCCACGGGCUGCACCAUCGUAUUCCUCAUCCUUUACUACUUUGGUAUGGCCUCAUCCAUCUGGUGGGUCAUCCUCACCCUCACCUGGUUCCUGGCUGCUGGUAAGAAGUGGGGCCACGAGGCCAUCGAGGCCCACAGCAGCUACUUCCACAUGGCUGCCUGGGGCAUCCCAGCCAUGAAGACCAUAGUCAUCCUCACCAUGAGGAAGGUGGCCGGGGACGAGCUGACGGGGUUGUGCUACGUAGGCAGCAUGGAUGUCAACGCCCUGACUGGCUUCGUGCUCAUCCCUCUGUCCUGCUACCUGGUCAUUGGCACCUCCUUCAUCCUCACGGGCUUCGUAGCGCUCUUCCACAUCCGCAAGAUAAUGAAGACAGGCGGCACUAACACGGAGAAGCUGGAGAAGCUGAUGGUGAAGAUCGGUGUAUUCUCCAUCCUGUACACGGUGCCCGCCACCUGCGUCAUCAUAUGCUACUUCUAUGAGCGGCUCAACAUGGACUACUGGAAGUUCCGUGUUCUGGAAAGCAAGUGUGUUUCAUUCCCUGGACGCCGGAAUGAGGACUGCUCCCUGGAGGAGUCGGUGCCCACCGUGGCGGUGUUCAUGCUGAAGAUCUUUAUGUCUCUGGUGGUGGGCAUCACCAGCGGUGUGUGGGUGUGGAGCUCCAAGACCCUGCAGACCUGGCAGGGUCUGUGCAACAGGAAGCUGGCGGUGCGGACUAGCAGGAAGCCCUGUGGCAGCGUCAGCUGCAGCAGCUCCCACUGCCACUAUAAGGCCCCAGCUGUGGUGCUCCACAUGUCCAAAACAGACUCUUACAUAGAGAGCCCAACACACGUCUGACACUUCAAGUGACAUUUCUCAAAGUGUUUUGUAAAGACAAUGCCAAAGGGAAAGGAGGCUAUUUUGUUAUGUGAUAAUUUGAAAAGCUCAGGUUGGACUGCAUCUGAUGUUCGUUGAGUAGCAAUACCUGAAAGUGACAGUGUUUGUGCUGUCGUUUGGGGACAUUAUCCAAAUUGCUUGCAGUUAAACCACACAGUUUGGUGCAAAAGUAGAAUCAGAUAAGCUUCUAAAGGGAACAUUUAUUGUAUAGCAUGCCAUACAAUUGGUUGUUUCUGCUUAACUAACUGAAUAUGAAUGCAAAAGAGAACUGGCAUGGAUGUAUCAAUAUUUGGUUUAUGCUCCCCUCCCUGUAAGUUUAUUUAUUGUGUUGUAUAUUUAAUUGCAAGUUCUUCAUGGUGUUUCAUACGUUUUUGUAUAUUGUAUGUAAGUGCACGUACUAAAGAGUUAGGAGUUAUGAAUAUAGGGCCUGUUGAGAUGUACAAGUGCCUUUUGAAAAUUAAUAUUUUUUUGAAAAAUUGACAUUAAUAAAACAUAUUUAUAUAUUUUCACUGA
Oncorhynchus mykiss (rainbow trout) is the source of this 2919-nucleotide messenger RNA. Its product is annotated as frizzled-9. Gene Ontology annotation, biological process: non-canonical Wnt signaling pathway; canonical Wnt signaling pathway. Lineage: Eukaryota; Metazoa; Chordata; Actinopteri; Salmoniformes; Salmonidae. Gene Ontology annotation, molecular function: Wnt-protein binding; transmembrane signaling receptor activity. The record is from RefSeq and is a predicted model, not a curated record. Gene Ontology annotation, cellular component: membrane.